UUUUUCAACUUUUUCAAGUCCCAAAAGGGGUUUUUCACUGACUGUGUAUUUUUUAUUGUUGACCCUUCACACACAUUCAAGAUGCCAAAUAAGUUCAGGUCAAAGUUUGGUCUCCUUCUGAAGCCUGGUGACAACAUGGAGCAGGUCUCUGAGAAGCUCUUUAAGUACAAAAACUACAAUUUUCCUGUAAGUUACACGACAGCAGAGUACAUUGAUGGGCUGCAGAACUUUGAGAUACGGGACAGUGACAUAUAUCUGGUGACAUAUCCAAAAUCAGGAACAACCUGGACUCAGCAGAUCAUAAUCUUGAUCAUGAAUUUCGAUGGUGAGAAAAAAGAAUAUCCCAACAACUAUGAAGAGAUGCCAUGGCUGGAGUUCUUGGAGGGGCGAGAACCUUACUCCACGCGUCCGUCACCGAGGCUCUUCAGCUCUCACCUGACGCCAGCUCUCAUGCCACCAGGGCUGAAGGAGAAGAAGGCAAAGAUGAUUUAUGUGAUGAGAAACCCAAAGGAUGUUGCUCUGUCAUUUUACCAUUUCUCCAAAAUCUUCUGCGACCUGGAGAUGCCCAAGAAUUUCAACCAAUUAUUGGAGGACUUCUUACAAGGAAAUGUGUUCUGUUCGUCCUGGUUCGACCACAUCAGAGCGUGGCAACAGGAGAAGGACAACUACAACAUCCUGAUGUUGAGCUAUGAGGACAUGGUGUUGGAUCUGGAAGCAGCUGUGAGGAAGAUCUGCAAGUUUCUGGGGAGGAACCUGAGUGAUGCUCAGAUCCAACAGGUCGUCCACAAGUCCACGUUUAAGAACAUGAAGAAGGAUGAACGGGCCAACUACAAGUUUCUUCUUGAAGACAGAAUCAGUGGCGACUUCAUGCGCAAAGGUAAAAUCGGCGACUGGAAGAACACUUUCACUGUGGCCCAGAGUGAGCGAAUCGAUCGUCUACUUCAGGAACGACUCAGUGACGUGCCACUGAAGAUCAUCUGGGAGUGAUGCUGGGAUUUAC
This is a messenger RNA of Synchiropus splendidus (mandarinfish), 1000 nucleotides long. RefSeq names its product amine sulfotransferase-like. The coding region runs from base 82 to 987 and encodes 301 amino acids. Lineage: Eukaryota; Metazoa; Chordata; Actinopteri; Syngnathiformes; Callionymidae. Gene Ontology annotation, biological process: sulfation. Gene Ontology annotation, cellular component: cytoplasm. The transcript is spliced from 6 exons. Gene Ontology annotation, molecular function: sulfotransferase activity. The record is from RefSeq and is a predicted model, not a curated record.